GACCCAACCUCACCUCUAUUUUGCCUUGGCUCGGUUCGACGAGUAAGCUUCCUUCUUUUCCUCUCCUCCUUUUCUUCCUUCUUCCUACUCAACUCCAGCCUACUUACCUAACAUUUGCUUGGUUAGGUAGCUUCUAGAUAGCAUCACCCUCAGCUUCUACCUUCACCCCGCCUCUUCUUCACCCAACAGCUUCGCCCCGCUCGCCCACCAUGGCUUCCCACGACGAUGAUACCAUGCCCGAGGAGACUCAGGGCUACAAGCUCUCUCAGCCCAAGCAGAGUCUGGCUGAGUACCAGCAGAUGGACGCUGGCGAUGAGUCUCUCCAGCGAUACAAGGAGUCCCUUGGUCUCGGAGGUGGUACCGACAUCUCUGACCCCAACGACCCCCGAGUCUGCAUCAUUCUCUCCUUGACCAUGGACUCCCCCGGCCGUCCUCCCGUCACCAUCGAUCUCUCUACCCCUGGAAGCGAGACCACCCUCAAGGACAAGCCCUUCAACAUCAAGGAGGGUGCCAAGUUCACCAUGAGCGCCAAGUUCAAGGUUCAGCACGAGAUUCUCAGCGGCCUUCACUACGUUCAGGUUGUUAAGCGAAAGGGUAUCCGCGUCUCCAAGGACUCCGAGAUGAUUGGCAGCUACGCUCCCAGCACCGACAAGCAGCCCACUUAUAUCAAGAAGUUCCAAGAGGAGGAGGCCCCCAGCGGCAUGCUCGCUCGUGGCCACUACAACGCCAUCUCUAGCUUCGUUGACGACGAUAAGAAGAAGCAUCUCGAGUUUGAAUGGAGUUUCGAUAUUGCCAAGGACUGGUAGAUAUCGGCGCCUUGAUAGUACGGACCGACGACAUAACUCAAAAAUACAUAUCACAAGUCAUGAGAUAAUGAGAUACCUGAACAUUUGGAGAGGAACAUACACACACACACACACACACACACACACACACACACACAAAACUUCACAUAAACUCAAAGAAACCCCAAUUCGGUUGGAGAAAGGCCUUGCUCUGUUUCCUAUCGCUUGCUUGUCAACGACAGAACGGUACCUGUGGCUACAUCUAGAGCUUCGAUACUGCAGGAGAAUAAAAAUGCCUAUAUACAUCAAGUUCUAUGCUAUGCAACUCUAUUGCUCAGGCCCGA
Messenger RNA from Fusarium graminearum PH-1, 1129 nucleotides. RefSeq lists its product as uncharacterized. Gene Ontology annotation, cellular component: membrane; cytoplasm; cytosol. The record is from RefSeq and is a predicted model, not a curated record. The transcript is spliced from 3 exons. Gene Ontology annotation, biological process: Rho protein signal transduction. The coding region runs from base 210 to 806 and encodes 198 amino acids. NCBI's taxonomy places the organism in Eukaryota, Fungi, Ascomycota, Sordariomycetes, Hypocreales, Nectriaceae. Gene Ontology annotation, molecular function: Rho GDP-dissociation inhibitor activity; protein binding.